This is a messenger RNA of Engraulis encrasicolus (European anchovy), 990 nucleotides long. RefSeq lists its product as uncharacterized. The record is from RefSeq and is a predicted model, not a curated record. The transcript is spliced from 5 exons. NCBI's taxonomy places the organism in Eukaryota, Metazoa, Chordata, Actinopteri, Clupeiformes, Engraulidae. Bases 67 to 936 code for a protein of 289 amino acids.
UCCCUAUAUCUUCUCCAUGUGCAGACUGCAAAAUUGUUUCUUUGGGGUUGUCUGCUGGUUGCUGAAAUGGGAAGUGGAGCAGGUUUAAGGGUCCUUAUCCUUUGUGCCACAGUAUGGAAUGCUUGUUGUUUUCCAACUAAAGCUUCAACUGGUCAACAACAGCCUGCAUCAGGAGGCCAAAGUCCUGUUUUUGAUCCACGUUACAUUACCUUGCUGCAGCAAUAUUAUCACUCACUUGCACCAGCAGCUACCUCUGCAGAUGUCCCUCAGGCCCCUGCUGCGCAAUCCAGCCAAAAUGCUCCUCAGAUGACGUCCCCAGUUACAGUAAAGGGCUCCUCCAUGCCUCAAACUAGUUCUGGAUCCCAAGAACCCCAGAUGGUUGCCAAGUUACCACAGCCAGCCAAAGGCCAGUUGGAAUCCUCUGCACCUGUGUAUGGAGCGCCCCAAUCCAGUCCAGUAGACGAGUCUCUACCUGCUGCGUUUGCUGAGGCCCUUGUGCUUGAAGAGCCCAGAUUUGAUGAUAGUCCACCAUUCCCUCCAGUUCCACCGGCACCCAAGCAGUAUGUACCAGGAACGGUGAUCCGCAACAUGGCUACAAAUGAAUUUGGCCUUGAUAUGCAUGAGUUCCAUGACAGUGGAGACUUGCUGCGGGGUCCUCCUCGUGUCCCACUGGCUGCUGAGACUGCCACCUCACCUGUGAUCGAGCCUAUUGGAGAAGACCUCGAGCUAGAUGACCAGUUCUUCCACAUGUUCAUCACUGGCCAACUUCCUCCUGGUACUGUAACUCACACAAGUUCCUCCUAUGAGCGUGGGAGGAAUGGCUGGGGAACUAUUGGAUACGAGAGGAUUCCUCCGUCAAGACCAGCAAGCAGGACCCCAGUUGCCCCAAGCAACUCCAAGACUGCUCCCAUGAAAUCUCUGGCAAAAAAGAGCUAGAGCCAGGCUUUUCAGUGAUUUUCAAUCAUUUGUCAAUAAAAGGAUGAAACUUAA